CGUGAAAGAUCUAGACACUUUUCCUGCUCACCCUAUGGAAUAUGGAUUUCCUUUCAAAGAUCUAGACGACCAUUUACACUAGAACAGCAUUCAGGUAAUCAGAAAGAUCAGACUGAGAACGAAAAAUGAGCAACAACAAGAAAUUAUUGAUAAUCGGAGGAACUGGUUACUUGGGUCAGCAUCUAUUACAAUCCUUUUCAGAAUCCCAGAAAUCAUUCGAUCUAUCAAUGGCGUUCACACAUCAUUCGUCUCCUCCGCCUAACCUCUUGCUUCAAUCCCUUCCUCAUGCUACCCCCUUUCAAGUUGACUUACAAACGGGUCAUGGAUUUGACUCCAUCUCUCACACAUUUGGCCAGCCUGAUGUUGUAGUCAAUUGUGCUGCAAUUUCUAUACCUCGUGCUUGUGAGACAAAUCCUACACUUGCCAUGUCCGUUAAUAUUCCUUCUUCACUUGUAAAAUGGUUAUCAAGUUUCACUGAAAGCAAUACUCUUCUCAUUCAUCUAUCAACCGAUCAAGUUUAUGAAGGGACAAAGUCUUUUUAUAAAGAAGACAAUGAGACACUUCCUGUGAAUGUAUAUGGGAAGUCGAAAUUGGAAGCUGAAGAAUAUAUUAUUGCAAAAUGUUCAAACUUUGUGAUUUUAAGAAGCAGCAUUAUUUUUGGACCACAAACUAUCUCACCCGUCUCAAAAUCACUUCCAGUUCAGUGGAUGGAUAGUGUUCUUGGCAAAGGGCAAGAAACAGACUUCUUUCAUGAUGAAUUUCGUUGCCCGGUAUAUGUGAAGGAUGUUGUAAAUAUUAUACAAAUAUUAACCAACAAAUGGAUUUCAGAUGGAGAGAAAAUGGGAUUGCUUCUAAAUGUCGGUGGGCCUGAUAGGUUAUCGCGGGUUCAAAUGGCUGAGACUGUAGCUCAUGUUAGAGGCUACAACACCUCAUUGAUAAAACCCGUGUCCACAUCAUCGAUUGAUCGUGGAGUGAAGUCACCAAGUGACAUAUCCAUGGACAUAAACUAUAUACAUGGAAAAAAAAAAUUAGUAUUAUGUGGUUGUAGUAGUGUAUGA
Molecule: messenger RNA, 1058 nt
Organism: Lactuca virosa
Lineage: Eukaryota; Viridiplantae; Streptophyta; Magnoliopsida; Asterales; Asteraceae
Source: the annotation of a GenBank genome assembly